Molecule: messenger RNA, 1733 nt
Organism: Brassica rapa (field mustard)
Lineage: Eukaryota; Viridiplantae; Streptophyta; Magnoliopsida; Brassicales; Brassicaceae
Source: RefSeq, a predicted model, not a curated record
UGGAGGGUUUUGGAGUAAGUUGCUAAGGAGACAGAAAAAUAUUUCGGUUCAGCAAAUCAGGAAGGUUCAUGUGAAGUUGUGUAAUACAUGGUCUCGUGUUGAUAGGCUGCGGUUGGUCUAUUUGUGUGUGAUUGCUGGUAUUCUUAUGGCGAAGGAUGAGAAGGUGUGGAUCCCAUACAAGUACAUCAAGCUCGUGAUGAACUUCGAGAAGAUGAGGAAAUAUCCGUGGGGUCUUCACUCUUUUGAUAUGCUGGUGAGUUCCAUUAUCAACGCUAGGGAUAAAGUGAAGACGCAAAACAGUUAUGUCGUAGAUGGAUUCUCGUAUGCACUUCAGAUUUGGUUGAUGGAAGCUGUUCCGGACAUUGGGUCUCUUUUGGGUCAGAAACUGAGAGAAGGCGUGACUACCAUGAGGUGCAGGAAUUGGAAAGGAUCUGCUAAGAUUUCCUAUGAGGAUAUUAUUACCAUAGAGUCUAAUUUUGCUUCCACCGGAGAUGUGUUUCCAUCCAUUUCUACAUCUGGAAAUUUCAAAGACGUGAUUACUGAUGCCGAGUUUGUUCGAGCCUGUGAGAUGAAGGAUGAAAGAGUUGAUCUAAUCAUUGACAUGCAGCGAAACAAGUAUGACUGGAGUAAGCAUGUUUGGGCUUAUAAGGAAACAGUGAAACCAUUUCAGUACAGUUCUGAGGAAGAUGGUUCAGAUGAGGAAGCGGCUGUAGAGACAAGUGAAACUGAAAUUGAAGAAGAAAUAGAAAGCACCCGUGUGUCUCCUACUAAGAAGAGGAAGAACAGGUUUCGGGAUACUGGUGCGGAGUCGAGGAAGAAGAGGUUACUUUGCCAAAGAUCAACCGAGAAAUAUAGAGAUCUUGAAGAGGAAAUGAAGUCCUAUAUCCAGAGUAUGUUUAACUCUUCUUUUACUGCCUUAGGCCUCGAGGUACGCGAGAUUAUUGAAGACCGCUUUACCAAAUUAGAGGAGAAGAUCCUUUCAUCUCAGACUCAGGGUGGUGCGCCUGCUAAUACUCAGACUCGUGGUACUGAUCCGUUUUGGACUCCUUCUGCUGCUGCUGCUGCUGCUGCUGCUGCACUGCUCCGGCUUCGGUUUCUGGUCGUCCUCCUGCUCCUACUCGGGCUUCUACCGAAGCUCCUGCUUCAGUUUCUACUCGUGGUCUUGCUCCUUCUCGCAGUGCGGCUUCUGCUCCUUAUCGCAGUCGAGCUUCUGCGACUGCUCACAAUGGUGGGCCUGCGAAUGCUGCGAAGACAAGGUCUCAGACAAAGGUAAACAAGAAGUAGAUCAUUUUUCAUGUCUUCGGUUGCUGUUAUAUUUUCAUGUCUUUGGUUGCUUUUCUUUUUCAUGUACUCGGUUUGCGGUUUGUAAUAUUAUUUUAAGGAUGAUGUUGUCUUUGCUGUGUGUAAUAAUUAUGUAAGGAUGAUGUUUUGAUGUGGAUGGAAUCUUUCUUUAAAAAUAUUAAUGUCAUGUUUUGUGUUUCAUAACCAGGAUGCAGAUUUGUCUGAUGUGUUUGGCAGCUUAUUUAGCACCUUAGAUGUGAAUAUAGGGACCCAAGAGUACUUACAUAAGACAAUGGGUAACCUUACACAAGAGUCAAAUGUUGACGGUUUUGAUCCAUCUCAAGACAAGCAGUCCGAAGGACCUUCUGAUUUCACUACGCCAAUGACUUCUUUUCGGCCACAGAUCUUCAAAACACCAUUCUUGAUUGAUAGUGAUGAUAUAGAAGUUCGUU